Molecule: messenger RNA, 2351 nt
Organism: Ananas comosus (pineapple)
Lineage: Eukaryota; Viridiplantae; Streptophyta; Magnoliopsida; Poales; Bromeliaceae
Exons: 9
Coding region: 135-2126 (663 amino acids)
Source: RefSeq, a predicted model, not a curated record
UCCCUUUAUAUAAUAGGGAACAAAUGUUCUUAAGUUCAAGGAAAAGAUAUAGCAGGUGAUAUAGCCUCUGUAGUUGGGUGAAAGUUAAAAGAGUCAUCAAACCCUGCUUUUUGCAAACAAAAAGGAACAAGGAUAUGGAAAAGCCAGUGGAGUCUCUGCCUGAUAUAUACCCUUUGACAGGUCUACAAAUUGGGGAUAUACAAUCUUACGUGUCGCAAGCAUUUUUGUACUUUGCUCCCCUUAGUAAAAAGCUUCUCAUAUUGGUCGAUAAUCGGCCGUGGCUCAUGAACAAGCAUUCUAGAUCAGCAAGGUUAUGGCAAUUAAUGGUGACCAAGUACAGGAUGUCUCCUUUUAUGAACUCCAGGACAUUUGAUCGGAUCUCGGAUGCGGAGAGCAACAGCAUGAUGAACGGCCGUGAUCAGUCCAUCGACGACCACUCCGCCAAGUCCCGCCGGUGGUUACGUGUUAUUGAUUCGAGAAAAUGGCAGAAGAGGUAUCUUCUCUCUGCUAUGGAUUUGAGCAAAGCACUUCAUGGAUUCCUCGUGUUUGAAGUGGCGUGGAAAGAUGUUCACGGCAUCAACUAUCUUAAUGAGCUUCAGGCCGACACAUCUCUUGCUAUAGAAGUGAGAUACAUGAAGAAGUGGGAGUUCUAUAGUCCCGAGCAGGCCUCGACUUGUAUAUCGCUAUGGUUCCUGGGCCGUUUAUCUGAAACGCAAACACUCAAGAGCUAUCUAAAAAAGUUGGCUGGUUUAGACCUUCAUCUGUUAGAUGCUCAAUCCUUUUCUAAGGAGAUCUCGAAUCAAAAGUCGUCUCCUUUAGAAGCUGUAUCUGAGGAAGAGUUCUUAGAUGUCCAAGAAUCACCAACUGGGGAAUAUGAUGAACUCAACUCAAUACAACCACAUAAGAAUGAAAACACCGUGAAUAAGAAUGUGAACGAGUUCAACCGUGACUUUCUUGGGUCAACCAGAUAUUUCGAGGAAAAGAAAUCAUCAAUGAAGAAUGAAAUGGAGGAAACUUUUGUUUCAUCGACUCAAUAUUCGGACAUGCUGAUACUACUCAAAUUUAGCGAUAGUUUAUUGCCGUUCAAGCUAAGGCAAGUUAUCAUGUCCGACAUUAGGCUUCUCACUUUGCUCGAGUCGGGACUUCCAUCGUGGGUUAUAUUUUUCCAAUCUUAUCCUUUGUUCUGUCACUUCUAUCGACCAUGGAUGCGACCAUUAGCGAGAACUUUUUAUAUAUUGAUAUCGUUAGCAACGGUCAUUAUUGGAUUCUACGACUUGUAUAAGAAUGUACCAUUACUAAAGGCAACCGCCGCUCGCCUUUGCGGUCCCUUUUUCGGUUGGAUAGAAGGAUGGGACAUGGUUACAAGGAUUCAAUAUCUUGGCACUAUAUUAUUUCUCCGCAACAUUAAAAAGAGUGUGAAGUGGUUUCUGUUGGCUUUUCACGCGGUAAAAACGAUAUUUGUUUCGAUCGCUGAACCAUUAGCAGCACCAUUCUCUGAAAUAAUGGAAUUUAUAUCUCCUUUGUGGAGUCUAUGCGCUAACAUGGGUGAACUACUAUCUUCGACAGCAGAAUCUUUGAUGGAUUCAGUGUACACUUUGUUCGUCGACUUCACUGAGGUUUUGUUGUCACCGUUUGAGCUCCUGUAUUCCUAUUUUUGGACCACAGCAACUUCAUGUUACCCAUUGCUCAACUCUUUGUGGGAAUUAUGCCUAAUUCCAGUAAGAUGUGUUCUUACAUUGGCGAAUUACAUGGGUUCUUUGUUGUCCAACUCAUACAACUUACUAAAAGAUAUUUGGGAGACUAUUUGUAGCAUCUUCGAGCUCACACAUAUGUCGGAGACAGAGCAGAGUACAUUCGACAUUUCGGUCUUACAGGAGCUUUGGAAUGAUCUCUUCUCGCAAGUUUUUCGAGCCGUUCGAAGCAUAUUGAAUGGCCUAUUAGCAUUCUUCAUGUCCUGCAACCGACACAGGCUAAGCAUUUACAAUCAUAUUCAAGCAACGGUGCAGCGCCUGUUCCGAGUUGGCCGCGCGGCUCCUCAUAUGUGCCACUGUCAGAAAAAACUUCAAUCAGAGCAUCAAAAUGAUCAUCAUCAGGAGGAGUACAUGGAAUGCGAUUGCUGCAAGUGAAAUUAGCACGGAAAUUCUGCAUUAAUCUGUACAAAAAGUGAGUAUUAAUAUAGAGACUUAAUCGAUAAAUUGUACAACAUCUGUAGAUUCAUUUUGUAUGUAGAAUGAGAAAGAAGAGAGGAGGAAAUCGACCGUUACUCACUGUGCUGUGUAAUAGUUUGUAGUUAUUAUAAAUUUUGGAGAUUUUAUGGCUUUUUAAUAAAGCUAUUUUAAAUUUUAGAUGUC